This is a messenger RNA of Rubroshorea leprosula, 1809 nucleotides long. The record is from the annotation of a GenBank genome assembly. Lineage: Eukaryota; Viridiplantae; Streptophyta; Magnoliopsida; Malvales; Dipterocarpaceae.
CCAUGCAGUGAAAGUUACGAACUUUGAAGAGAUAUCUUCUGAAGAAACGGUGAGCAUUGGGGGAAGUGAGGAAGUGAGGGUGUUGGGAUAUGGUGACGUGGGUAUGACCAGUGAGUCAUUUGAUUCAGAGAGGAUGGAGAAGGGGGUAGAAAGAAGUGAGAGGGUUGGGGUAGAGUGAAAUAUGGUUCCUAUUACCGUAGUAGAAGUGGAGGGUAGGAAUGAAAUGUGUUAUGACGUAGAUGCAAACAUUGUGUAUGAGGCCUGCUGGGGUAGAGGAGAGGGCAUGUUCUUCACCUCGAGAUCAUUGGAUGCCCAUGGGGGUAGCAGAAAGGACAAGGGAUGGUAUUAUUUCACUCCUAGAGUAUCAAUUAAGGAGAGUAGGAGUUUAUUUACAAUGGGUCCUUCAUCCAUUAAAGGAUGGAAGGAGAAAUUUUUCUUUGUAGAUGACACUAAGUGGGAGAGAGGGGAUGUUGAAGUAGAAUUGUUGUCAUCUUGGAAGGCUAAGAAGGCCAACCAAAAUAAAUAUAGUUUAAAUGAGGAUGAGGAGGAAGAGGUGGGGAAGUUGGUGAGGGAGGGGGGUAAGUUAGUUAACAUAAUGUACCUAACCAGUGCGGAUUGUAUAGAGGUUGCUGGGCUCUAUGGGCCAAGCGCUUUGAGUGAAGUUGAGAUGGAUAAGUUUUUGAAUGCUAUUGAGGGGGUGGCUAUUCCAAAGAAGCCGAGGAAGAAGUCAAAGGCUUCAACCAAGGAGAGAACUGAAGUGGGAGCUGGGAAGGAGUUAGUACCUAGCACCUCGGCUAGAGUUGAGGAGGUGCGGCCUAGGCUGGAGUUGAAGAGGAAUGGUAGUGAGCAGUUGGGAGCACUACAGAAAAAGAAAACGGUGGUGGAGCAGGAGGUGGAGGGGGCUGAAGUAAGAGCCCCUAGUAAAGGAAAAGGCCUUGUUCCCCCGUUGUACUUUCAGAGUAGCCUCUUUGAUGCGAAGAACGCAACGGGGGCAAGAAGGUUUAUUAAUGCAACCUUCUCCGAAGUGGACAAGCGUCAAGCUAAGGAAGAGGUGCUGAAGUAUUGUGGGGCAACUGUGGUGAAGCACGCUUUGGAGAGUGUGAGUUGGGUGAAUGCUCUUGCUCAGGAAUUUAUGAAGAGUGUGAAGGAUCACUCCCUCUUGCAAAGGCAGUGUGAGCAGCUGCAGAAGGAGAAUGAGGAGCUAGAAAAGAAAAAUAAAGACAUGCAAGAGCCAUUGGAUAAGGUGCUACCAACUGUGAUCCUCGCCUUCAUCGAUUGUAGAAAGAAGGUGAAAGCUAAAUAUCCCGAAGUGAAUAUAACAAAGAUCACCUUUGGCGAACAAGAGGAAGGGGUGGAAGAAAACGGUGAGAGUAUGUCAGCAGACUUCCGACCUGAGAUUAAAUUGAGGUGGGAUCACGAUGAAGAGGGACGUACCGUUUUUCCUCCACACUUGGACUUCAAGUUCGUAGUAGUGGAGGAAGAGGAAGCAGAGGUAGAUGGUGUUGGAGUUGAGGAAAACCAGCCACCUCAUCCAGUGGAGGUCCAUUCAAUUCCUUAUGACGAAGAGCAGCCACCUCUUCCAGCAGAGCAGUCGCCUCUUCCAACAGAGCAACAGCCACCUCAACCAUCUCCCCUAGUAGAAUAAUUUUUUGUUUUUUGAUCUUUCUUGUUUGAUAACAUUGGAACAAUUGAACAGUUUGUAAUUUUUAUUAUUUGAUUUUAAUAACAAAAUUUUGUUUUUGAAAUUAUGUGUAAUACUUACUCUGUGCUUUAUUUGUUUUAUAUUAGUCAUAAAAACUGAGGUAAAGU